Musa acuminata AAA Group (dessert banana) is the source of this 1411-nucleotide messenger RNA. Its product is annotated as dolichol-phosphate mannosyltransferase subunit 1-like. Gene Ontology annotation, cellular component: endoplasmic reticulum membrane. Gene Ontology annotation, biological process: dolichol-linked oligosaccharide biosynthetic process; GPI anchor biosynthetic process; protein O-linked glycosylation via mannose. Gene Ontology annotation, molecular function: dolichyl-phosphate beta-D-mannosyltransferase activity. Lineage: Eukaryota; Viridiplantae; Streptophyta; Magnoliopsida; Zingiberales; Musaceae. Bases 426 to 1205 code for a protein of 259 amino acids. The transcript has 9 exons. The record is from RefSeq and is a predicted model, not a curated record.
UGUCGCUUCACCAAAAUUUUCUCUGUUUCUGCUAUUCCUUUAUCCAUCUAAUUGAGAUCAUUAAUAGUUUCUGGAUUAUGAAGUGAUUUAUUGACUCCUUCCGCUGUUCAUCACCUGCUGCUUGAUCUAUUCAGAAAAUAGAUAGAUCGAUCGAUUAAACCUUUUGUUCCUCUUUUAGAUUAUUUUUCCUACUUGCUUGUUUGAAACAAAACCUUCUGAUAUUGUUCGCAUUGUAUUGCUUGUUACGGGAAAAUAUGUUUCUUGUGGUGCCGGCUACUUGUUCGGUUUUAGAUGGUUGCGCCUCAUUUUUUUAGCGUAGUGAUUGUCUGGCAGUUUUCAAGCUUGGUCAUGGUUGGAUGAUAAUUCUGCUCAAGAUUUUGCAGUAAAGGCUAGAAUAGUCAUUGAACCAAACUUAGCCAUAGAGGAUGGCAAAGUUGGAGGAGAUAGAGACAGAGGAGCACCAGAAGGCAAUAAUAAUAAGCAAGAGGAAGAGGACGAAGAAGAAGUACAGCAUCAUCAUCCCAACAUACAAUGAGCGUCUUAACAUUGCCCUUGUCAUCUACCUUGUCUUCAAACAUCUCCAGGAUAUUGAUUUUGAAGUCGUUAUAGUGGAUGAUGGAAGUCCUGAUGGCACUCAAGAUAUCAUAAAACAACUACAGAAUGUGUAUGGGGAUGAUCUCAUUCUGUUACGAGCAAGGCCAAAGAAGCUUGGUCUAGGAACUGCUUAUUAUCAUGGCCUUAAGCAUGCAUCUGGAGAUUUCAUAAUAAUCAUGGAUGCUGAUCUGUCCCACCAUCCAAAAUAUUUGCCAAACUUCAUCAGGAAGCAGAUGGAAACUGGUGCAAGUAUAGUUACCGGAACCCGCUAUGUUCGAAAUGGUGGCGUACAUGGAUGGAACCUUGUGCGUAAACUGACAAGUAGGGGGGCAAAUGUACUUGCACAGACACUUCUAUGGCCAGGCGUUUCAGAUCUGACUGGAUCUUUUAGGCUUUACGAGAGGACAGCUUUUGAAGAUGUUGUAAGCUCAUGUGUCAGCAAAGGGUAUGUUUUUCAGAUGGAAAUGAUUGUUAGAGCCAGCAGGAAGGGUUAUCAUAUUGAAGCGGUUCCAAUAACUUUUGUUGACAGGGUUUAUGGAAGUUCAAAACUUGGUGGAUCUGAAAUAGUUGAAUACCUUAAAGGCCUUUUUUACCUGUUGUUCACAACUUAAUAGGAGGAACAGAUACUGCAGUUUCCCCCUUUGCUGGUAACAUUUUAGUUCAUUUCUAAUUUCCAUGUGGAAUAAAUCAAGUGAUUUUCAAAUUAUUAUUGUUGAAAGCUACUGGUCUUUCAAUUCGGUCAACUCACAAUCUAUGCUAAAUAGUUCUAUUCAUUCUUUCUCUCAAAUAAAAAAUGGUUGUGGUUAUUGGCUCUAUA